Ostrea edulis (European flat oyster) is the source of this 1770-nucleotide messenger RNA. RefSeq lists its product as uncharacterized. The coding region runs from base 552 to 878 and encodes 108 amino acids. The transcript has 5 exons. The record is from RefSeq and is a predicted model, not a curated record. NCBI's taxonomy places the organism in Eukaryota, Metazoa, Mollusca, Bivalvia, Ostreida, Ostreidae.
UUAGUCAAGCUUUCAAAGUACGGACCGAACAAACUAACAAACAAAAAGACAAUUGUGAAGUCAACUUCUUCUGGGCUAUAUAUGCCAAGGAAUAAAUCAUUACUAGAGUGUAGCACAGGCAAUCGUAUCGCUUGGGUUCGAAUUUACAUUAAAAGAUAUGCGAACCCAUACUCUUAGUAAAUAUUCAGUGGUGUGAAGGAGCGACGUAAGGUGUGACUCUUUCCCGCUAUAUGACGUCACAUCAACGUAGCGGAAAUUGAGUCAGGCAUGCGCCAGACUACUCGAGAUGUGGAGUUAAAAUAACGGAUAUUUUUUUUUUUUUUUUUUUUUUUUUUAACCAUUUUUCUAACCAUUGAGAAAGGUAAGAAAGAAUAUCAAUUUAUUUCUUUUCCACCUUUUUGUUUAUGAAUCCAUGUUGUUAUCUGCGAUGACGUCAUGCUUGGUAACCCACAAGGAACCGUUGCGUUGUGGUUACCGUUGCCAUUUGUUUGCUUUGAUCUGUGACGAUUAGACGAGUUUUUCACACAGAUACAAAAAGUUUGAAUAUCACAAUGAAAAGGGAAAGAUCUACCGAGAGGAAGAGCAGGAGUGUGUCUAAGAGGCGUCGUAUAGAGACCUCUUCAGACGACAAGCAGAGCCGUCAGUGGUACGAAGUGAUGCUGGCCCUAGCAGCCAAGUCUGCUCAUGAGUUGACCUAUGCCAUCAACAGGUCAGAAGGGCGUAGGGACCUCCCCACCAUUCCCCAGCCUACGCAUAUGAUUGAGUGGUUGGCCCGAGUCAAUUUUAAACACAGACCGAUGCGCUGCAACAUACCCGAACAGAGACAACACAAAGUCUCCAAGAAACCUGUGUUCGACUCCUCCAAGUAUAUCUACUAAAGAUGGAGGUGACAUUGGGUAAUGUCUGGCGAUGGUCAACAAGAGUCAGAGUCAAGAAUUCCACUCCGUUAUGUACCACUGAGCUCUGCGCCCUAUGUAUGGGGAGAUGAAUAUAGCAGACAAUGAUAGACAACUCAUAUUCAGCAUAUUUGCUGCAUGUUGAAAGCAAAUAUGAUAUCAUAUAUUCAUGACAGCUGUUAUUUGGCAAAUGCUAGUGGCUCAGACUUCCAGUUUGGUAUUUAUUGACUGAGUUUGAGGAAAUGUAACAUUUAUUAUCAGUUAAUUUCAAAUUACUGCAUGUAGUAUCUUCAAAACAUGUAGUUGAGCUUAUUCAAUUUAUUUCUUUGGUUUUUCCAUUUUUACAUAAAACAGAUUUUUUAUAUACAUGUAUAUACUAAUCUGUACAAUUAUAUUUGCCGGUUUACAAAUGAAUGUAAUGAACACCCUUUUAAUGUAAGGGGGGUGGGGUAGUGCAUGUGUGUGUAGAAAUAGUGUUCCAAUCAUACCUGGUUGAUUAUAUUUACAAAAUAUUCCCAUAUAUUUUCGGUGAAUUUCUAUGGUUGGUAAGGUAUUUAUUUUUCCUAUUCCUUCCUUGAAGUAAUGCACGUUUACCGGCCGAUUGAUGAUGUACACAUGUUACUAGUACGAUCUUCAAAUACUCCAUAGUUUCGUUAAUGAAGAAAUGUUUUUAAAAUUUAACCCGAACUAUUAUUCUGACAAGUGACUGAUGCUUUUGAAUAUGAGGUACAUGUAUGUUCACUGAUUUUAGUAAUUUUCUUAGCACUCAUUCCAUUUAUACUUGCCUACAUGCACUUAUUUAUUUUUAUUUAUACACUGUGUGUAUUUCUGUUUAUACUUGCGCUAUGUUAUUGUAAUAAAAUCUUUUAAAGAC